Molecule: messenger RNA, 2143 nt
Organism: Phalacrocorax carbo (great cormorant)
Lineage: Eukaryota; Metazoa; Chordata; Aves; Suliformes; Phalacrocoracidae
Source: RefSeq, a predicted model, not a curated record
GGGGGCCCUGGCCUGGGUACGCGAGGACCCCACUGCCUCGCACCAUGGCAUGGAGGCUGCCAGGCCACGUGGAGGGGCGGGGCCCGUGUGGAGGGGCGGUGCAAGGGCUGGAGGGGCGGGACUGGGAGGAGCAGGGCAGGGGCUGGUGGGCGGGGCAAAGGCCAAAGAGGCGGGGCUGGUGGAGGCAGGCAAUGGCUGGCGGGCGGGGCUAGCUGGGCGGGGCUAGCACCACAGGCCCCGCCCCGCCCCAUAGAGCGCCCUCCCACCGCCCAGCGCGGCCGUUGCCAGGGGAGCGGGGUGGGCGUUGCCAUAGCGACGGGCGGCGGCCGCCGAGCGGAGCGGGAUGGUGAGCACGGCCUGUCGCGGCGCACCGGGCCCGGGACCCCGCUGUACCCCGCGCCCCCGCCCCCCGGCCCCCGCCGCCGCAGCCCCACCAUCGCCGCUCUCCCCCCCACAGCCCGCCGGCCGUGCCCCCAGCCGGCCCCGCGGCCGAUGCGGGAGGAGGGCCCGGAGCCCCACGGCAGAUGAGACGCUGUUCGGGGAGAGCCGGAGCCCGCAGCAGUCAUGCCCCGGCAGCCCCAUCGUGAUCCUUCGGGAUGUGCAGACUGCCGCAAAAGCGUCGCCCGCUGGUGGGCACAAGCCCACAACCAUUCGUCUCAUCACCAAGGACUUGAUCCGUGACCUCGUCGUCCCUGCGGAGAACCCAGCAGCAUCCCUCAUCAUUGGUUGGGAGGAUUUCCAGCGCAUUAAAGAAGCAGCUCAAGUCCUGACCAAGGAAGAACGUGAGGCCAAGCUGGCAGCCCUCAAAGCAGAGAAGGAAGCUGUUCUUGAGGCAGUGAGUGAGCGCAAGAGCGUGGCGAAGCAAAGGGCUGUCCUGCAGCAGCAGACGGGGAAGCUGAGCGAGCUGGAGGAGGAGGCGCGGGAGCGGGCCCAGUACCUGCUGCAGCGAGCAAGCAGGAUGCGGAUGGAGCAGGAAGACGAGAUCAAGGAGUUCAGUGAGCUGAUCCUCGGUGCCAAGUGCCACAUGAUCCGUGACACGCAGAUCCUCGAGAAGCAGCUCAUCGCGAAAGAGCUGGAGGAAGAAGAGAAGCGCCUGGCCAAGAUGAUGGAGGUGGAGAGGAAAAAGGCUGAUGAGAUGCAGGAGGAACUGGAACGCAGGAGGAAGGAGGAGCUGAUCAGAGGGAGGCAGGAGCUUGUGAAGCAGAUGGAGCAGAACGCAGAGGAGCAGGCUAUGAGAGCCGAGCAACGGGACCAGGAGGCACAGGAGCUGCUGGAGUACUUGGAGCAGCUGAAGAUGGAGGACCUGAAGGACUUGGAGCGGAGACAGGAGCAACAGAAGAAAAUCCAGGCUGAGAUUAAGCGCAUCAAUGAUGAGAACCAGCGGCGCAAGGAGGAGCAGCGGGAGCAGGAGAGGAUGGCAGACGAACGGGUGCUUGAGUACCAGAGGCAGAAGAUGGAGCGUGAAGCCAAACUUGAAGCUGAGCAGGAGAGAAUCCGUCGUGAGAAGGAGAAAGAGACGGCACGACUGAGGGCCAUGCAAGAGAGGGCCCAGGACCACCAGGCAGAGCAGGACGCACUGAGGGCCAAGCGCAGCCAAGAGGCUGCCGAGCGAGAGUGGCGGCGCAAGGAGAAGGAGGCGGCACAGAGGAAGGUCGAGGUGGAGCAGAUGCUGAAGCGGAGCCGCCUGGAGCAGAUUGCCCAGCGAAAUCACAGCAUGGCCGUGCAGGUGCAGCAGGACCGCCACGAGUUCGAGAGGGUCCUCAGGGCCCAGCAGGAGCAGAUGGAGAAGGAGAAGGAGGAGGAAGCGCGGAGGGCAGGUCUGCAGCUCGCCCAUGCUAACGAUGUCCGGCGCCAGAUGCGGGAGCGUCAGCAGCAGCUGGCGCAGGAACGGGUGGCUGCUUUCGAGGAGUGCCAGCGGCUGGAGGAGGAGGCCCGCCAGCGCAGCCAGCGCAUUGCCCAGCUCAAGCAGCUGAAGAUGCAGGAGCUCAGAGCCUCCGGCAUCCCUGAGAAGUACUGCGCCCAGGUGGAGCGGAGGGCCCGGAGCCAGGCUCAGCCCCAUGAGAAGUGGAGGUCCAGUUCCCCAGCAACUUAGGGGUUUCCAUUUUCUUAGGCUGAGGUUUCUAUGAACAAAGAUGUUUAUGGA